AUGAGAUUCAAAUCAAAUUCACAGUCUGUUACACUGAUCAAUCGAAACCAACUAGAUAAAUUGCUAAAAGAAGCGCUUUACGAUAAAUCAGUCGGUUGCAUCGAUUCAAUUUUGAAUGGAAUCGCUCAGGCCUCCCAUCACAUGCCAUUUUAUGAAAUAAUUUCAAAGCGCACAUGGAGCGCCAUCAAUUCCAAACCAUCCAAGUGGUUAUAUAUACAAAAAGGACUAACGCUGCUUGAAUAUUUGGUACUAAAUGGAGCUGAAUGGUGCAUCUCUGAUGUUUUACAACACUUAGAAGAUAUAAAUAAGGUAGUAAAAUUAAACAGGGAGUACUCGGCUAAGACGAGUUUUUUGACUGGAAAACCUCUGGCUCCCCCUCACACAGCAUUUGUUAUUACUGAAAAGUGUAAAAAUUUAAUCAAUUUGGUUAGGAUGGGGGACGACUUGGCAAAGAAGAGGGAACAAGUGGCGAAGAAUAAAGAUAGGUAUAUUGGCGUGGGCCAGAAAAAUGGAAUACUUGAAAUUUCAACUUUACACAAACCAAUUAUAGCUGUUGAUUACUCCAAAUCGUUUUUUUCGCGACAAAAGAACUCCAUUAAUUUGGGAAUGUCAGAUUACGAGCAUGCUAUUGCCUCGCAACCUCAGUUUACAUUACCUUACUCAACAACUCAAAAUAAUGUAGCUACACAACCUACGAUUCAUGCCAAAGAAGAAUCACCUAGCGUUUCUAACGCUUCUGACUUAUCCGAAUCAUACGAUAGUGAUGACUCUUCAUCAUCAUCAUUAUCAUCAUCAUCAUCAUCAUCAUUAUCAUCAUCAUCAUCGAGUUCAUCGUCUGACAAGAAUUACAAUCUCAAACACAACACAAGGCAUUAUGAUGCAAAUUUUAACAGCGACUAUAACAAUACAACCCGGACACCAACAAGUUACACUACGCCCACAUCUUACAUGCUUUCAGAUAAUAGCACCUUCUUCUCCCAACCCACAGCAAGUUAUGUUCCCUACGUUGACAUAUAUAAACUAUCGGACCACGGCACAAAUGUUAAGACCCCAAAGGAACACCAGGAAAUGUACAAUAGCAAAGUUAAUUCCCAUUAUACACCACGAUCACAAUCCUCACGCAAUCACCAGUCUACUUAUGACCAGACUCACUCAACCGUGAACCUUGGGGACAAGCCCUACAAAUUAUCCAAUCCUUUUGCCUAUUAG
This is a messenger RNA of Babesia microti strain RI, 1209 nucleotides long. RefSeq names its product clathrin coat assembly protein AP180, putative. The record is from RefSeq and is a predicted model, not a curated record. Gene Ontology annotation, biological process: endocytosis. Gene Ontology annotation, molecular function: clathrin binding; phospholipid binding. NCBI's taxonomy places the organism in Eukaryota, Apicomplexa, Aconoidasida, Piroplasmida, Babesiidae. The transcript has a single exon. Gene Ontology annotation, cellular component: plasma membrane; endosome; clathrin vesicle coat. The coding region runs from base 1 to 1209 and encodes 402 amino acids.